This is a messenger RNA of Mercenaria mercenaria, 4330 nucleotides long. RefSeq lists its product as uncharacterized. NCBI's taxonomy places the organism in Eukaryota, Metazoa, Mollusca, Bivalvia, Venerida, Veneridae. Bases 43 to 4008 code for a protein of 1321 amino acids. The transcript is spliced from 6 exons. The record is from RefSeq and is a predicted model, not a curated record.
UUAUUCACUGUGUAUUGAAAAAAUGAUUGUUAUUUUUAUUUCAUGGAAAAUAUCCAAAACCAAAUUGAAAUGGUACGUCGCACUAGAAAACGGAAGCGUGAGGAAGGCCAGGCAGUUGAUGCACCGCCUGCUCCCCAGUUGCAACCCCCACUUCCGCAACAAAUUGGUCCAAUAGUACAGCCUCCAGUUGUACGGCCUCCACCGAUUGAUAAUGUGCUGCCUCAGCCAGCUCCAAUACUUGGUGAUCCUGCUGUUCCGCCACCAGUUGCUCCACUGGUUGAUCAUGGGCUGCAGCCAGCUGUGCCUCCAAUUGUUGAUCAGGCACCAGUCGACCAAAACAUAGCAGAUAAAACGUACAUGAUGGCACAUCAGCGCCAUUUAGAAAAGACAGAAUACAGACAGUGGGUGAAGGCCGGACUUGGUCUGUUUUACCUCAGAGAAGGACUGGCGCCAUUCUGUGAAGACAUUGCAAAACAACAACACAGUGACAUCUUAGAUAACAUUAAACAAGCAAAGAACCUAUCGACAGUAACAUGUGGUCAAUGUAGUUGUACGACACUUAGACCUGACCAUGCAAAAGGAGGAAACAGAUCAUGUAUGUUAGGUCAAAGAAAGUGCAACUGCUGCAAUCCAGCUGGUAAAAUUAGUUGCCCAAACAAAGUUUGUGGCGCCAUCUAUGAUGCAAUUGUAACAAGCCAUGGAUUUACACCACCAGCGCCUUGUUGGAAAAACACUGAGACAGAGCAUUGGUGUACAGAUCCUUGGACUAUCGCUAAAUGUUUCAUCAAUGCACCCGGAUACGAAAAGAAAGCAUCAGCAGCCGACAUCGACUGCAUCGGGUUACUACACUUGAUACGUAACAACCAGUAUUUUCACGAUCAUAUACACUGCACAGUUACACAAACCGACGACGUCUCAAAGGUAAUAACGGACAGAAAUGAAAUAUUCCACUCAAGUACAAUGCAAAUAGAAGAGGCAGGCGCAAAUAAUUACAUAGAUGAUAUGAUAGCUGUUCUGCAAGAUGGUAAGGAACUGAACAAACGACAAGAUGCCCAAGCUGCUGUAAAGAAACUUCUAGAGUUGAAGAAAGAUGAUUUCAUAAUUACAACAAAAAGUGAAGCGAAUGUGGUUCAUGCGGCCAUGAAGUCAAUUGAUGACAGGAUAAAGGAGUUUGAAAUAAAAUCGAGAGAAAAACUAGAAAACGUACCUACUACAGAAGAUGUUGAAAACAAAUUACGGGAAAAACUAGCAAACGUACCUACUACGGAAGAUGUUGAAAAUUUAGGAACGAGAGUCACAAUCUUAGAAAUGGACAAGGCUGUUCUAAAAGAGGAAAUGAAAGAACUCAAAAGAGCACAGUCUUCUCAACGAAAUCAGUAUGAAUACAUCAGGUCAAAAUUAGAAUAUCAAGAAAUACUGAUGAGCCUUUACAGAAAGUUUCUGUUACAAGUGUCGGCAAUACCAUUGAAGCCAGAACGUAAACACUGUAACUUCAGCGAGUCGUAUGUUAGACCAAGAAUGACGCUUGAAAAAAAGGAUGGAAACAGAAGACCAAAGGAAACCGAAAUCCAAUCUAUGUCAGAUAUCUUCACAAUAGCCAGAAACCGUGUGAAAUCCAUUUACGUUCUUGGGGAUGCUGGAUCCGGGAAAACUACUUUCUGCGUAAGUAUGGUAAACUAUUGGUGUAUUGCACACAGUGGAGAACAGAGCAUUGAAGACGAGUUUGACGGAAUCAAGGAAAUGAAGAAAUUUGAGUUCUUGUUUUAUAUCUCUCUUCGUCACUCUAAAGAUGUUGUCAGUAUCCAAGGAAUGCUCGAAAAACAAUAUAAAAGCAAAAUACUAAACGAGAUUUUAAAUAAGGAAUCAAGAAAUAUUGUUAUCCUGCUUGAUGGUUUAGAUGAAUGGUCUUCUAAAUCUGUGACAUCCAAUCAGUUCCAGACGGAGGGUCUUCCAGAACGUGAUACAUCUAAGGACUAUACCGUCAUAACAACUUCACGACCAUGGAAAGUUGAAGCGCUGGGAAUAACUGACAAGGAGAUAGAACAAAGAUUAAAACUUCAAGGAUUUGAUCGAUCGUCUGUUAAAAUGAUGAUUAAGAAAACAGUUCGGGUACUGAAUGAAACAUUUGCAGAAAAUAAAAGUUGUAGUGACUGCGAAGAUAAGCUAAACAAUGAAGCGAUUGUCAGUAUGAAAAAAGUACCAAUUAUGCUGCUACAGUUAAUUUGUCUGUGGUUUGACGAUAAACUUCAAUUUUCAUCAAAAUGUGCUCUUCACUCGUCGAUGCUUGAACUUUUCUUUUCUUGGAACGAUAAGAAGAAAAAAGAAGAAGAAGAAGAGCGUUUAUUUAGAAAAAUGAGGGAAAUGUCAAAAGAUUUUCCACUUAUUGAGCUACCUCAAUAUCUUAUGAAUAACAAGUUAUGUAAAAUAUACAAAUAUCUCAUUCACGAAUUGUCGCGCUUGGCGUAUGAGACACUUUUCACAAAGGAAAAGGAGUCGUCCUUGACAUUUGAAUGUUCUGUUUUUGAAGACCUGGAAAUAUCGGAUGAAGUAAAAACAAGUUCCUUAAAACUAGGAAUCGUAUCUGAAGAUAGAUGCCCAAGUUUGUAUGCAAGCACAAGUGACAGUUCGUUAUUUUCCUUUGUUCACAAGACAGUACAAGAGUACUUGGCCGCGGUGUAUAUUACUAUUAAGUUAAAAGCUCAUAUCGGAGUGUCGGCCGAUUCAGAAAACUCAGAUUUUUCUGGUCAUUUUGCACCAUUUAUUAAGGAGGUUUUCAAUAAUUGCACGACUUUGGAUGAAGUAUUUGAACAGGAAAAUGUAUUCAUUAUACUAUGUGGUCUCGAGCCUCAAGUCUCAGCGCCGAUUUCAAAGUAUAUAUACGAUAUUGUUUCAAGGGACAAACGUGUUCAAGAGUACAGACGAAUAAUGCAUAGAUCAUCGCCGAUUUCAGAGUAUAUAUACGAUAUCACUCCAAGGAACAAACGUUUUCUAAAGUACAGACGAACAAUUCAUGGAUUAGAUGGUAAAUUUCUCAUAUUAUAUAUCCAGAAUGUUAUUUCAGAAUGUAUAGAAGAGGCGCAAGCAUGUCAAGCCAAUAUUCUGUGUGACUUUUAUAUAGGGGACGUUAUCGUAGAGAGUAAGACAGAUUGCGAUCAUGUAUUUACUGAUAUCAAUGAGCAAUACAUGUUUCUUGAUAGUGUCCGCUCCUUUAGAAUUGAUAUAUAUCAAGCAGACAAUCUCAAGACGGUAUUGAAAUCUUUGCAGAAGUGUCGGAGACUUGAAGCAAUUCGUAUUCAAACUGAAAUAGGUUUCGAGACAGAGAUAGAAAGUAAGUGCAGGGAACAAAAUGAAGUUGAUUUAUCCGAGCAUCAACAACUUCAGUACCUGAACUACGACCAACAUGUUAUUAUAACACGCGUUAACACUUCAAACCUAGAAAUAUAUGAAUGCAUAUCAUUGAAGAGCACAGACUGCGUGAAAGUACUCGAUAAUCUUUGUACAGCUAACAAAUUAACAGAACUUAUUUUGCGGUAUGAUGUAAAUUCUCCAGACAAAAAUUCUUCAUAUCGGGUUGUAACAGACAAAUUAACAACAUUGUUACCAUCAUUGCACAAGCUCCGUGAACUUACUUUACAUGAGUUUACAUUCACUGACAAUAUGCUAAAAUGUCCCUCUGAGAUGAAUAACAUGAAGAGAAUUCAUUUCACUUUUGUAAAAAUGAACUUGACAACAUGGCGGCAGUUCGUUAAUAGUAUUACUGAAAUGCCACUAUCUGUAGAGGUAAAAGCAGAGCGCAUGUUUAUAACACGAGAUGGAGAGGAAUGCAACCCUGAUUUAGGUUGGAAGAUAAUAAGUAGGCAUAGCAAUGGGUCGUUUAAUUCCGCGCAAAGAAGUGCGAACUGCGAGGAGGUAGCUGCAUUCCAGUAUGUUAGAGAACAGAGGGCGUUGUUAAAUGUAGAAAAGGAGGAUGGACAUAGACAUUCAAUGUGGUUUUCAACAAAAAAGUAAAUAUACACUGUAAAUAUUGAGUUCGGAAAUUAAAAAUGUGGUCUUUAUUCGCAGGUGGUCUUUAUUCACAGGCGUCAGAGACAAUGCGGUCUCUGUCUUUAACACAAGUUUGACUAUAAUUAGUGUUUAGUGAAAUUACAACAUGAUGAGAUAUUUUGAGAUAUUCAUUUUGUAAUACUACACGAUUGUACUUAUAUUGCCAGUAUAUAAUUGUGUUUAAAAAGCGCUAUCUUAACAGUAAGUAUCUGUUUAUUUAUUGAAGAUUACUUUUUUGCUCAUGUUAUUAUAUAUGUAAGAAAUUUUAUUGAUACUUAGAAAAGAG